CCUAACCUUUUCUUAUCAAAUCUUGAUAUUUUUAUAUUUACAAUAUUCCCGUACUGAAACAACACAACAUUAUGCCAAAAGUGGAAACAUGGAAUGGCCAGUUUAUAAAGGAUGAGCCAAUAGACGAGCAGACGAGCCUGAAAAGGACUCAGCAGUGGAUCAUGUCAUUUUUAAACUCCUUAGUAGGUCGUAUAAAAGACACUUUUGCAGAGUUUGAUAUGACGCGAAUGUUUAAAAUCCUCGAAUCAAUCAUCACUUUUAAUAGCCCCGGUGAAUAUCACUCGAAGCACUGUAAAAAUUGUCAACAUUAUUCUAACAACCAUUCGCAUCACCGGCAUUGCUAUAGCUGCAAGCGAAAUUACGAAAAAGCACUGAAGAAUAGAAAAAUUAUACUAAAUAAAAAAUGUGCAUUUUCUUGUCAGGGCAGAAAAGCAGAUUGUAUAUGUAAUAGCAAAAGAAAUCAAGGUUGCUGUCGUAAUUAUCAGAACUUUAUCACACAAGACUUUUGUCAGAGAAUUGACAAGAUUCCUUCUUGUUCGGAUGAGCACUGCCACGGGAUGAAUCGGUCGACCGAUCUAUCGACGAGGAGCUCGACGAGCGCCGCGCUCAAGGCCUGCGCAAUAAUAAACGCGGUGGCAUCCGGUCGGCCGAAGCGGCGGCGGAACGAGUGGAGCGACAGACCGACCACGAGAUGACGAGGUCGAACCACGCGACCGUCUCGUCCAUACGCAACUUGCA
Messenger RNA from Ceratosolen solmsi marchali, 738 nucleotides. RefSeq lists its product as uncharacterized. Bases 72 to 695 code for a protein of 207 amino acids. NCBI's taxonomy places the organism in Eukaryota, Metazoa, Arthropoda, Insecta, Hymenoptera, Agaonidae. The record is from RefSeq and is a predicted model, not a curated record. The transcript has 3 exons.